Thalassophryne amazonica is the source of this 3069-nucleotide messenger RNA. RefSeq names its product eph receptor B3a (gene ephb3a). Gene Ontology annotation, cellular component: neuron projection; plasma membrane. Gene Ontology annotation, molecular function: ATP binding; protein binding; transmembrane-ephrin receptor activity. The record is from RefSeq and is a predicted model, not a curated record. Gene Ontology annotation, biological process: axon guidance; cell surface receptor protein tyrosine kinase signaling pathway; protein phosphorylation. Lineage: Eukaryota; Metazoa; Chordata; Actinopteri; Batrachoidiformes; Batrachoididae.
UAAAAGAGAAGGAAGAGAGAAAAGGGGCGCAGCGUGAUGCUCCGUGGCACGAGGAGGGACGAACGGACGCAUCAAGAGGAGCGUGGAUCCGGUGGGAUGACCGAUGAAGAGAUGCCGACCGGGAGAGGAGCGGCCGCGGCGCGCUCCGUCUGAGCGCUCCUCGAACCUUCAUCCUUCAUGUUGCAGAAGCAGCCUGUUUUAUGACGAUGGAUUACCUGCUGUGGGUGUGCAGCCUCAUUGUGCCCGCGGUGCUGGCUGUGGAAGAAACCCUUAUGGACAGUCGGUGCACCACAGAGUUGGCUUGGACAUCUUCCCAGAGAGCGGGUGAGUCAUGGGAGGAGGUUAGUGGCUACGAUGACUCCAUGAGUCCAAUCAGAACCUACCAGGUGUGCAAUGUUCGGCAGCCCAACCAAAACAACUGGCUGAGGACGGACUUCAUCCCCCGCAAGGGUGUGCUGCGCGUCUAUGUAGAGCUCAAGUUCUCCGUCCGCGACUGCGCCAGCAUCCCCAACAUCCCCGGCUCCUGCAAAGAGACCUUUAACCUGUUCUACUAUGAGUCUGAAGGCGACACAGCGACUGACACCACCCCUCUGUGGAAGGAGAACCCUUACGUGAAGGUGGACACCAUCGCCCCAGAUGAGAGUUUCUCUCUGUUGGAGGCCGGCAGGAUCAACACCAAAGUGCGCAGCUUCGGCCCGCUUUCCAAAGCCGGGUUCUACUUGGCGUUCCAGGACCUCGGCGCCUGCAUGUCACUCAUCUCAGUCAGGGUUUUCUUCAAGAAGUGCUCCACCACCAUCGCCAAUUUCGCUGUCUUCCCUGAGACGGCUACAGGUGCAGAGGCAACAUCCCUUGUCAUCGCUCCAGGUGCCUGCGUGUCCAACGCCAUGGAGGUGUCCGUCCCUCUCAAGCUCUACUGCAAUGGCGAUGGCGAGUGGAUGGUUCCGGUGGGCUCAUGCACCUGCGUGGCUGUCGAACCAUCUCCGACAGCACGCAGGUGCCAGGCGUGCAUCUCUGGGACUUUCAAAUCAAAAUACGGUGAAGGAUCCUGUAUUCUCUGCCCUCUGAACAGCCGCACCAGCGCCAGAGGAGCCAAUAUUUGCCCCUGCUUGAACGGCUUCUACCGUGCUGACAGUGAUUCCCCCGACUCUGGCUGCACCACCAUCCCUUCAGCGCCUCAGAACGUCAUAUCAAGCGUGAACGAGACCUCGCUCUCUUUGGAGUGGGAGGAGCCAGAGGACAUGGGCGGGCGGAGCGACUUGGUCUACAACGUCGUUUGCAAGAAAUGCCUGAGGGAUCGCAGCCCGUGCACGCGCUGCGACGACAACGUGGACAUCGCCCCUCGGAGGCUCGGCCUGAGACAGAAGAAGGUGGUCGUAAGGAAUUUGCAGGCGCACACCCGCUACAGCUUUGAGAUCCAGGCUGUCAAUGGAGUGUCUGGGAAGAACCCUUCGUCACCAAGCUACUCCACCGUCAACAUCACCACCAACCAAGCUGCGCCUUCAGCAGUGCCAACGAUCCACUUGAUGCGAUCCACCUCAGACACUCUCAGCCUGUCGUGGCUGCCCCCUGAGAAGCCCAAUGGGGUCAUCCUGGACUAUGAGAUUAAGUAUCAUGAGCGGGGCCAGGCGAUGUCCCACACCGUAACAUCCCAGCACAGCUCAGCAAAGGUGGAGGGGCUGAAGGCCGCCACUUCCUAUGUGGUGCAGGUCAGAGCCCGCACGGUUGCCGGGUACGGUCGCUAUAGUAACCCCAUGGACUUCAGUACCAGCCUCCAAAGUGACCCUCAGAAGUCGGUGCAGGACCAGCUGCCUCUCAUCAUUGGCUCCGCCUCUGCAGGCCUAAUGGUCGUCGUUGCCUUAGUGGUUAUUGCUGUUGUCUGCCUUAAGAAGCAGCGCAGCGGCUCUGAGUUGGAGUACACCGAAAAACUGCAGCAAUACAUAUCUCCAGGUGUCAAAGUGUACAUUGACCCUUUCACAUAUGAGGACCCCAAUGACGCCAUCCACGAGUUCGCCAAAGAAAUCGACAUCUCCUGUGUGAAAAUAGAGGAAGUCAUCGGUGCAGGUGAAUUUGGCGAGGUGUGCCGCGGGCGGCUGAAGCAGCCUGGUCGCCGGGAGAUGGUGGUGGCGAUUAAGACGUUGAAAGCUGGCUACACUGAGCGCCAAAGGCGAGAUUUCCUCGCCGAAGCGUCGAUCAUGGGCCAGUUUGACCACCCAAACGUGAUCCGACUGGAAGGCGUCCUAACACGAAGUUGCCCCGUCCUUAUCAUCACUGAAUUCAUGGAGAACGGAGCGCUGGAUUCCUUCCUCAGGCUGAACGACGGGCGUUUCACCAUGACGCAGCUGGUCGGGAUGCUGCGCGGCAUUGCUGCAGGGAUGAAGUACCUCUCAGACAUGAACUACGUUCACAGGGACUUAGCUGCCCGGAACAUCCUGGUCAACAGCAACUUGGUGUGCAAAGUGUCUGAUUUCGGUCUGUCACGCUUCCUGGACGACACGUCAGCUGACCCAACAUACACAAGCUCCCUGGGAGGGAAGAUUCCCAUCCGGUGGACAGCGCCAGAGGCCAUCGCCUUCAGAAAGUUCACCUCAGCCAGCGACGUGUGGAGCUACGGUAUCGUCAUGUGGGAGGUGGUGUCCUACGGAGAGAGGCCGUACUGGGACAUGAGCAACCAGGAUGUGAUGACGGCUGUGGAACAGGACUACCGGCUGCCCCCGCCCAUGGACUGCCCUAUGGUGCUGCACCAGCUGAUGCUGGAGUGCUGGAUGAAAGAGAGAAACCUGAGGCCUAAGUUCUGCCGCAUCGUCAGCACCCUGGACAAACUGCUCCGAAAUGCUGCCAGCCUCAAGGUGGUGACCAGCACCUACUCUGGGGAUCUGCUGCGGCUCGGAGGCACGCUGCCGGGACACAACAGGAACAGUCCGGACAACGGUCAGGAAAUCAUUCGGCAGCAGAUGAGCCAAACUCUCCCCAUCAGAGUGUGAGCGCACAGGAACGCAAAGUGGACGAGGCAGAACGAAUAGAAACUACCUAAAACUCUCACGUGAAGAGCGCCGUGUAACAUAGAAAAAA